Messenger RNA from Anas platyrhynchos (mallard), 4927 nucleotides. Its product is annotated as SERTA domain-containing protein 2. Gene Ontology annotation, cellular component: nucleus. The record is from RefSeq and is a predicted model, not a curated record. Gene Ontology annotation, molecular function: transcription regulator activity. Lineage: Eukaryota; Metazoa; Chordata; Aves; Anseriformes; Anatidae.
CGAUUUACAGCUACCGUGUGUCUUGUAUAAGUUUUUUUGUUUUUUUUUUUAAUAACAGGUUGUAAAAUCUAAAUCUAGUAACCUUACCUCUGUGCUCCUUGCUGUCUCUCGUUCCCCUAUGAAAAAAUGCGGGGGAAAAAUCACAACCCCCACAGUUAAUUCUGAACAAUUUCUGUGCAUUAUAUAAUGAAGGAGUCAAAUUUGAUAACUCUUUGGACUCCACCUUCUUCUAGUAAAAGGUCAGACUUUUAAAAUACAGGGGACAGCAUUCAUUUUUAUAUCAAAGACUUUUGGACUUUUUCUUAACUAAGGUGCUGGAGUCAAAAACUUUUAAAUGUUCUGAUGCACUUGUCAGCCUUUUUUUUUUUUUUUGAGAGAGUUCUUUAAUGCUCAAAAGAUUUCACACUUGAAAACGAAAGGACAAAUGUUUUAAGUGCAGAGAAAAUGCAGUCACUGAGUGUUCUCCUCCCCCCUGUGACUUAGCAAGUACACUUUAAUAAACCUCAGUAUUGACCUUUUAAGCUCUUGCUGUUUCAAGCCAAAAAAGAUAAUGAAUUUUCAUUUCUCUGUUUUUCUUUUUUUUCCUUAUUUUUUUAACCACAUAUAAUAUGGAUCAUCUUAGGAUAGGAAAGAAGCCAGUUUCUGAGAGGAGGAAGGGGCUACUGCUGUAUUUAUUACUGUGGGUUAGAUUUAGCAUUGUUAGGUCAGGGGCAUCUUGCUGCUGUUUUACUGCAUCUUUUCAGCUCCAAGAAUCUGUAAACGGAGGAGCCCUUUGGUAGCACCAGGCAAUGAGUCGCUGUGGAAAAUGAACUGUAUUCAUUUACUGCUCCAUCUGCCUAAAUACAAGACUGGCUUUCACUAAAGAGUUGUAAAAUAACAUGAAUUCUUGUUUCUUAAAUGCAGUCUUUCACAAUCAUCCGGCUAACUAUUGAUCUUUGCUCUUGUGGUAACUUUGUAAAGUGAUUGGAGCACUGCAGCUGGGGGGUGGGUCUCUGUGUGUACCUGUCUUACGCUGCACGCACACAAACGUGUCAGAUGCAAUACAGACAGAGGGCUGCUAGCCUGCAUAAGGGCUUUUAUCCUUGGAACUGAGGAACGUGGGUUCUCCAGGUAGAGUCACAUCCUCCUACCUCUGUGGAUGGCUUGGACUUGUGCAUAGUUCAAGACUCUUGGAUGACCACACUUUAUGCAAAAUCUGGAAUCUUCCUGCCUGGACUCCUUUCAAUUUUCUGAGGGUUCAUGUUGGGGAGAGGUCUAAAACGCAAGCUGAGUGACUAUGAGGAGAAUAUGGCUGGUCUCUCUAGUGCCUUCGAUUCCAGUCGAAAUCUGCCAUAUCCGCUUAAGAGGCAGCUGGUGCUUAAUAUGUGCCUCACCAAGUUACAGACAUACAAAAUGCUGGUGGAACCGAACUUGCACCGCUCUGUCCUCAUAGCCAACACGGUGCGGCAAAUUCAAGAGGAAAUGAGACAAGAGAGUAAUCAGCAGCCAGUUAAUGUCUGCGCUGGCAUUACUCCUAGUACUCACAGCUACACAGGGAUGGAGUCAUCUGGGAUUUCCCUACAGUUGCCUUCAGGUAUUAGUCAGCAAGAGUCUAACUGUUGUGACUUGCGGUCUGCAGAAGACCAGAUAGAAAAUAGCCUGCUGAUAGUUUCAGACGAUGAUAUGUCGUCUGCUAUUUCAUCAAUUCUGAAGGAUUUAGACUUUGUAGAAGACAUAAGCCCACCUACUUGUCUGGUUCCUACUGGAGAUGACCAGCCAAAGUUUCCAGAAAAUGCCGGUCUAAAGCUAGAAGAUGAUAGACAGGAUUUGAAGGGAGCCGAAUGCGUCUUUGGUUCCUUUGAGAUUUCGAAUUCAACUAGCUACUUGAAGGAUUUGGCAAUAGAUGACAUUUUUGAAGAUAUUGACACUUCAAUGUAUGACUCAGACUUCUGUUGCCCUCCGCUAACGCCACCCAGACCACCACCUCUUGCUACAGAAGAACCAUUGAAAACCUUCCCAUCAUGUAAUUCUUCUUCAGCAAACAACAUUCAAAUAUGCAGAACAGAUCUGAGUGAGCUGGACCACAUCAUGGAAAUUCUCGUUGGAUCCUGAUACUUGUUUUACCCAAAGAUACUUUUUGACUGCCACUUUCAUUUGGUUUCAGGAUAAAAGCCACUGGAAAAGUUGUAAAGAAUUAUUUAAAACACAAAGUAAAAAAAUAAUCUGUCCAUAGUGGGGUUCUCUAAAUAAUUCCAAAACUUAUAAACCAGAAAAGUGGCAGUCCUUUUCUUUUUCUUUCUUUCUUUUUUUUUUUUUUUUUUUAAAGAAAUAUUUAUUUAUCAGAACUGUGCAAUCAUCUUUUUCCUUCCAGGGUGUAUGUGGAACUAUAGGCACAUACCCUUAUCACCCCUCAUGCCUCUUUCAAUAAACUUUUUUAUGUGCAAUUUUUAAUUUGUCAGAAGAAUUUACAUGCAAAACAAAUUUCAUAUGAGAUGAUCUUUUACAAAGCCUCCACUUUAUUUUUAAUAUCAGAGUCUAUGCCAGGUUGGCAUAUGUCAAGUUGCAUAGUUGGAUUGCCUGGAUGCAGACACAUUACUAGAGAUGGGUAUAUUUUAAAAAUGAGACACGCUUUGCUUUCUUUUCGUCGGAAAAGCAGAUCAAGACACUUGUCAACAAAGUCUCUUGCAUUUUCUAAAGCAUUCAGAACUAUUUAUUUUUGUAAAUUUUAUAGUCUUUCUACAUUUUACUACGUUAUUUCAUCAUAGUUCAAAUAUAAUGGACUUCUAGUUGGAUGUGUUUAGCACUACCUCUGAGCUGAAAUGCUUUAACUCUUUCCAGUGCUUCGUCUAAGACUGCAGAUCUUUUUGUUUCUAUUUUUUUUCUGGGGGAAAGUACUUCUAACUCAUUAAGCUGAUCCUUUGACAGUGACCUAGCUGAUUUGUGAAAUCAAGGGUAUUCAAUGUUUAAAAACUUUUAAGUAUUUACAAAUGUAAUUUAUAUGUAGAUUGUGCAAUUUAACAAUUUUCCGUCAGUAUUACGUGCUUAGAUUUUGAAUAAUCUUGGCGUUCUUUAAAUUAAAACUUUACUAUGUACAGGUAGCUUUUUAAUCUGUUUUGGAAAACACUGUCCUUCAGCCCUGCUUUCACUACAAAGUUUAAGAUGAUUUUUAUGUGCAAUAUUAUUUAAAAAGAUACACGUUUGUAUACCUGGCAUUGUAGAAAGAAACGCUUCAAACUUAAAACUUCUAGCACCUUGGGAGGAUACUCGCAGAGUCACCGUUUCCGUAUCCUUUAAGAGACGAAGUUGAGAAGGCUUCCUGCUGCACCCACCAGUGCUCGCUGUUCUGAAUGCUCCUGGAAUACUCGCUGGUAGGCGGUGAGUCAGUGCCGAUGACUAAGAACCUUCCUGCAGCUGUGUCUGUGGGAGCUCAGGGGUCUGACUGCUCGGAUGCAGCGUCAGGACUGGGGCCUGCCCGUGCUUCGGAAGCGUUCUGGUGGUGGCUGGUGGCUAUGCUGCAGGCAGUGCCGAAGGAGGGUUCAUGUGUGUGUGGCAGGUGUGUAUAUAAGUAUAUAUAAGCGCACUCGUUAACUGAAGAUGAGAUUUGCAGUGAGAACUAUUUUUUCUGUAAGACAGUUUGGAUACUGUUUCAGCUUGAAUUGAGGUCUGUAUUGAUCCUUGCUAUUGUCUUCUGAAGUACACACUUGCACACUAGUUAUUUUUUAGGGGUUUUUGAUUGUUUUUUUAACUAUAAAACUUUUACUUUGGUCUUGAAAGCUGCAGCAUCUGUCUCAUAAGAAAAUCUGUAGUUGUAAAAGCUUUGCUUUGGUUUGUUUUCUGUUUUUGUUCUGCUGGGACUUUACAAGAAUGGGGCAUCUGCAGAGAAAGAAAACAUUUACUGUGUGUUGCAUCUCACAGACAUUGGAGUCCUGGCCCUAUUGAUGGUGCCAGGGUAUCACCUACUAUUUCUAGUCUUAACUGAUGCUGUAGCACACUUACCUUGUGCAAAGAUCUUUUUAUUUUUAUUAUUAUUAUUUUUUUUUUUACUGUGACUCUUGGUUAACAGUUAGCUGCCAAUACAGUUUGGUUUCCCAGACCAGUGGAGAACCAGUUCAGGUCACAUCCUUGCAGCCAUCUGGGUUGUUUAGCAACCGAAGGGUAUAAAUGUAUUUAUAUGCAUAUAAUGUAUUGAUUCUAAUAUAAAACUUCUGAUCUAAAGUAUUUUGAAUUGCUGGAUAAAGGGAUUUGUUUGAAGAGUGUAUAAGUAGUUCUUGAAGAGGUACAGCUUCAGAAUGUACACAGAUUGUGCAUUGUGUAUAGACUACUCUGGCUUUUCCUCAGCCUCUACUUUUGUAUUAAAGAUAUGCCUGAAUAAAUCCUUGAAAUAUUAAGGGCCUUCUGCACUGUGAUGAAGCAGAGUUGUGGUUAAAAAUGUCUUUAAAUUCUGUGAUGAGGAAUAAAGUAAAAAAAGACUGCAUUUAAUUUCUUCUUGCAUUUGAAAAUAUGGAAUGUUACUAUGCAGUAAAGAUAUUUUGGUAUUAAAAUUAUAUCAUGUAGCAAAUAGUGAACAGUUAAUUAAUCCACUUACCUUGCAGCCCCAACAGGGAGAAGACUUCCUUUUCAGCAUUUACAUGCUGAACUCUUUUGUACACUUCAGAAAUAGAUGAAAUUGUUGGUACAUUUUAUCAACAAUACAAAAUGUGAUUUUGCUUGCCACAAAGCUCUGUUUCUAAUUGCUUGCUUGCAUCACAGUGCCAAGACCAUAAAGCUGGUAUGUAAUGCAGUUCGGUAAUGUAUGGAAUUAUGUGCAAAGGGAAGAUUAAUUUUUAAAUAUGCACAAACUAAUUUUAAAAUCCUUCCAUGUAAAAUGAAGUUAGAGGCUAGUUGUGGUGGACCUAUUUAUUGUAUGUUUGGAAAUAAAAGCCACAGUUUUGCAGUUUAACCAUUUAUA